This is a messenger RNA of Ipomoea triloba (trilobed morning glory), 1503 nucleotides long. Its product is annotated as cytochrome P450 CYP736A12-like. NCBI's taxonomy places the organism in Eukaryota, Viridiplantae, Streptophyta, Magnoliopsida, Solanales, Convolvulaceae. The transcript has a single exon. Bases 1 to 1503 code for a protein of 500 amino acids. Gene Ontology annotation, molecular function: heme binding; monooxygenase activity; iron ion binding. The record is from RefSeq and is a predicted model, not a curated record.
AUGGCUUGGAUUUGGACAGCUCUACUAGUGUUCAUCACAGCCAUUUUUUCACUUGCAAAAAUGGCAAUGAAGAAGAAUAAGAAGAAGAAAAGACUUCCUCCUGGUCCAAAGGGAUUACCCAUUGUUGGACAUCUCCAUCUGCUGGGCAAGAAUCCCCACCAAGACAUGUACCAAUUCGCCAAAAAACACGGCCCCAUCAUCCGCCUCCGCUUCGGCUCCGCCACCAUCAUCCUCGUCUCCUCCGCCGACGCCGCCAAGCUCUUCCUCAAGACCCACGACCACAUCUUCGCCAGCCGCCCACGCUACGAGGCCGCCAAGUACAUCCUCUACGACGAAAAAGACCUCAUCGCCGCCAAAUACGGCCCCUACUGGCGCCAAAUGCGCAAGCUUUGCACCCUCCAACUCCUCAGCCCUCCCAAGAUCAACUCCUUCCGCCCCGCCCGAGAACAAGAAGUCAAACUCGGAGUCCUCUCUCUCAAGCAAAAGGCCCAUAACCGCCAACUCGUCGAUCUCAGCGCCUUCGUCUCCACCAUGAACGGCAACAUGAGCUGUAUAAUGGUGUUCGGGAAGAAAUACACGGAAGAGGAGUUCGCCGAGACGGGGUUUCGUGGCGUGAUGAGGGAGACCACUCAGCUCUCCGCGGCUCCAAAUCUUAAAGACUAUUUUGAUUUUCCUCUCCUCGGCGGUUUCGAUCUCCAAGGUUUGACCCGUCGCAUGAAAGCCGUGUCUAGGAUUUACGACGAUUUCUUCGAGAGGGUUAUAAACGAACACAUUGAAAAUAAAGACAAGAAACAAACGAAAGACAUCGUUGAUACCUUAAUUGGGAUAAUGGAAUCUGGGCAAGCUGAGUUCGAGUUCGAUCGGCGACAUGUGAAAACCUUGAUGUUGGAUAUGCUCGUGGCGUCCAUGGACACUUCAGCAACAGCAAUAGAGUGGAUACUCUCAGAAAUCAUCAGACACCCAAUGGUGAUGAAAAAGCUGCAAAAAGAAUUGGAGGAAGUAGUGGGCAAAGAUAGAAUGGUGCAAGAAUCUGACCUCAAAAGUUUACACUACUUAGAAGUGGUGAUCAAAGAAGCCUUCAGGCUUCAUCCAGUUGCGCCAUUGCUGCUCCCUCACGAAGCCAUGGAAGAUUCAAUGGUAAGCGGCUUUCACAUCCCCAAAGGCUCGAGAAUCCUGGUGAACACCUGGGCCAUCGGGAGAGACCCCGAGUUCUGGCCCGAGCCUGAGAAGUUUAUUCCAGAAAGGUUCGUUGGAAGCGACAUAGAUGUUAAGGGGCAUGAUUUUGAGUUAUUGCCGUUUGGGUCUGGGAGGAGAAGUUGUCCUGGUAUUCAACUCGGGCUCGUCAUUGUUCGUCUGAUAGUGGCUCAACUGGUUCAUUGCUUUGAUUGGGAGCUUCCUGAUGGCAUGUUGCCCGGGGAUUUGGACAUGACUGAACAGUUUGGAACUGCAACAGCUAGGGCUAAUUCUUUAAAGGCUAUUCCAAAAUACCGACUCAUCGAUUGA